GCUCGUGACGUGGAAUGCGUACGGAACUGUUGUUUGGGUCAGUUGAAUUUGUCGCCGUUUUCAUUGCAAGAGGAAUUGUUGGGCCGAUUAGUUAGUAAAUAAAAAAUGUUAGACUUUGUGGUCAUAUUCACAAAAGGCGGCAUUGUGCUCUGGAAUUCGAACGAAUCCGGCAAGAACUAUGCGGCGUGCAUCAACAGCUUAAUACGUGGCGUCAUUUUGGAGGAGCGAAAUACAGAGUCCAAGUACUUUGAGGAGGAUCAUUUGGCGGUGCAAUUCAAACUGGACAAUGAGCUCGACGUGGUCUAUGCGGCCGUUUUCCAAAAGGUCAUCAAGCUCAACUAUCUGGACACUUUCCUGGCCGACAUGCAGACGGCAUUUCAGGAGAAAUUUGGCGGCAUUGGCCACCAGGAGCGUCUGGCCAUUGACUAUGAGUUCGAGCAGGAGUUUCGGCUGGUGCUCAGCGCUGCGGAGGCUGCAUCCGCCAAGCAGGGCAAGGCGCCGAAGGCGAUGCGAUCGUACAAUGAAUCGCAGAAAUCAAAGAAAACCGUCGCCUCGAUGCUGCAGGACGACAAGCGGAGCGUGACGAACGAGAAGCGCGUCAAUAUACAGGAGAGCCCGCCGGCAACCAAAUCGCAGCCAUCAUCGCCGCCGCGCAGCAAUGCUGAUAUUAUCCAGGAGAAUCGGCGUAAGCUGCGCGAGAAACUGACGCCCACCAAAAAGGCAGCGUCGGCGGCAGCGUCGGCGGGAUUGGAGGCGAAACCGAACAACGACAGGGAGAAGGAGCGGGCGGGCAAGAAGCCGCGCGUCUGGGAUUUGGGCGGCAACUCGAAGGAUGCCAUGCUGUUGGAUCGCUCCAAGGAUGCGCCCGAAGAUGCACAGCUGCAGACCAUUAACAAUGAUCUGGUGGGCACCAUGCAGGGCAGCAUACGGGAUCUGGACGUGGAAAGCGACUCGGAUGCGGCCGACAGCGAGGCGAGCGACGACAGCGAACAGGAGCAGCAGGAGCAACAGGCGCGUCGAGCGCUGACCCGAAAGCCCAAGAGCGCCGGCUUGUUAUCCUAUUUCAAGGGCAUUGUGGGCGCCAAGACGUUGACGCUCAGUGAUCUGCAGCCGGCGCUGGAGAAGAUGCGCGAUCAUUUGAUAUCGAAGAACGUCGCCUCAGAGAUUGCGGCCAAGCUGUGCGAUUCGGUGGCCACAUCGCUGGAGGGCAAACAAAUGGGCACCUUCGACAGCAUUGCCAAUAUGGUGAAGGAGGCGCUGACGCAAUCUCUGGUGCGCAUCCUGUCGCCCAAGCGGCGCAUCGACAUUAUACGCGAUGCCCUCGAGUCGAAACGCAACGGCAAACCCUAUACGAUCAUCUUUUGCGGCGUCAAUGGCGUUGGCAAAUCAACGAAUCUGGCCAAGAUUUGCUUUUGGCUAAUCGAGAACGAUUUCAAUGUACUGAUCGCGGCCUGUGAUACGUUUCGUGCCGGCGCUGUGGAGCAGCUGCGCACGCAUACGCGGCAUCUGAACGCACUGCAUCCGGCUGCGAAGCAUAAUGGUCGCACCAUGGUCCAGCUGUAUGAGAAGGGCUAUGGCAAGGAUGCGGCCGGCAUUGCCAUGGAGGCGAUCAAAUAUGCGCAUGAUACGCGCGUCGAUGUGGUCCUGGUCGACACAGCUGGCCGCAUGCAGGACAAUGAGCCGCUGAUGCGUUCCCUGUCCAAGCUAAUCAAGGUCAAUAAUCCGGAUCUGGUGCUAUUUGUUGGCGAAGCUCUUGUCGGCAACGAGGCUGUCGAUCAGCUGGUCAAAUUCAAUCAAUCCCUCGCCGAUUACUCAUCCAACGAGAAUCCACACAUCAUCGACGGCAUCGUUCUGACCAAAUUCGAUACCAUCGAUGACAAGGUCGGCGCCGCCAUCUCCAUGACCUACAUCACCGGGCAGCCGAUCGUGUUCGUCGGCACUGGCCAGACCUAUGCGGACCUCAAAGCCAUCAAUGUCAAUGCCGUUGUCAGCUCCCUCAUGAAAUAGGAGAUCCCAGCAAUAACUGGGACAAACGGAGGACUUAAUUCUAAAAAACUUGUUUUUACACUUGAUUUUUUUUCGUGUCUUUAUAUAAAUGUUGUGUGUGUGUGUGUGUGUGUGCACAGGCACAACAAAUAAAAUGCACUUUUUACAUUUGUUUGUCGAUUCCGA
Molecule: messenger RNA, 2172 nt
Organism: Drosophila virilis
Lineage: Eukaryota; Metazoa; Arthropoda; Insecta; Diptera; Drosophilidae
Gene: SrpRalpha
Product: signal recognition particle receptor alpha
Biological process (GO): SRP-dependent cotranslational protein targeting to membrane; intracellular protein transport
Cellular component (GO): signal recognition particle receptor complex; endoplasmic reticulum membrane
Molecular function (GO): GTP binding; GTPase activity; ATP hydrolysis activity
Source: RefSeq, a predicted model, not a curated record